This is a messenger RNA of Thermothielavioides terrestris NRRL 8126, 1917 nucleotides long. RefSeq names its product glycoside hydrolase family 15 protein (gene gla1). Gene Ontology annotation, cellular component: fungal-type vacuole. The transcript has 6 exons. Gene Ontology annotation, molecular function: glucan 1,4-alpha-glucosidase activity; starch binding. Bases 1 to 1917 code for a protein of 638 amino acids. Lineage: Eukaryota; Fungi; Ascomycota; Sordariomycetes; Sordariales; Chaetomiaceae. Gene Ontology annotation, biological process: polysaccharide catabolic process. The record is from RefSeq and is a predicted model, not a curated record.
AUGCGCCGUCUUCAGCUCUUGGGCUUAUUGGCCCUGCUUCCUGCUGCGCUCGGCCAUCCGGAGGCUAGCCGUGUCCGGCGCGAGGGGGAGGUGGUGAAGAGGUCUGUCGACUCCUUCAUCGCCACCGAGAGCCCCAUUGCCUUGUCCAACCUGCUCUGUAACAUCGGCUCAACUGGCUGCCAUGCUUCUGGCGUCGCCUCGGGUAUCGUCGUUGCGUCCCCGGACAAGACGAACCCGGACUACUGGUAUACUUGGACUAGAGACAGCGCGCUCACCUUCAAGUGCGUUGUCGACACCUUCACCAACAGCUACGAUGCCUCGCUCCAGGCGGAGAUCCAGAACUACAUCGUCGCGCAGGCCCAUCUGCAGGGCGUCUCGAACCCGUCCGGCAGCCUCUCGGACGGUUCCGGCCUGGGAGAACCCAAGUUCAACGUCGACAUGAGCCAGUUCACGGGCGCCUGGGGUCGACCACAGAGAGACGGUCCGGCUCUCCGGGCGAUCGCCCUGAUCGCUUACUCAAAGUGGCUGAUCAGCAACGGGUACACUUCGACUGCGUCGAGCAUCGUCUGGCCCGUCAUCAAGAACGAUCUGGCAUACGUUGCCCAGUACUGGAACAACACAGGUUUCGAUCUUUGGGAGGAAGUCUCUGGCAGUUCCUUCUUCACGGUCGCCAACCAACACAGAGCAUUGGUGGAGGGUGCCGCCCUUGCCACGUCGCUCGGUACUUCUUGCAGUGCCUGCUCUGCCGUCGCGCCCCAGAUCCUGUGCUUCCUGCAGAGCUUCUGGUCGCCCUCCAGCGGCUAUAUUCUCGCCAACAUCAACGAGAACAACGGCCGCAGCGCCAAGGACGCGAACACAUUGCUGGGCUCGAUUCACACGUUUGAUCCCGCCGCGGGCUGCGACGCGGCGACUUUCCAGCCCUGCAGUGACCGGGCGCUGGCCAACCACAAGGUCGUGACCGACGCGUUCCGGUCCAUCUACUCCAUCAACUCCGGCAUUGCCGAGGGCAGCGCCGUCGCGGUCGGCCGCUAUCCCGAGGACAGCUACUUCGGCGGCAACCCCUGGUACCUCAACACACUGGCCGCCGCCGAGCAGCUGUACGAUGCCCUCUACGUCUGGAAGAAGCAGGGCUCCAUCACCGUCACAUCGACGUCGCUGGCCUUCUUCAAAGACUUCUCGUCGUCCAUCACCCCGGGCACGUACUCCUCCAGCACGUCGACGUACACAACCCUGUACAACGCCAUCUCGGCGUACGCCGACGGCUACAUGAACAUCGUCGCCCAGUACGCGCAGACCAACGGCUCGCUGUCGGAGCAGUUCUCCAAGACCAACGGCGAGCCGCUCUCCGCCUACGACCUGACCUGGUCCUACGCGGCCUUCCUCACGGCAGCGGCCCGCCGCGCCGGCGUCGUGCCCCCCUCCUGGGGCGCCGCCUCGGCCAACAGCGUCCCGGCGCAGUGCUCCGCCACCUCCGUCGUCGGCUCCUACACCUCCGCGACCGCGACCUCCUUCCCGCCGUCGCAGACCCCGGCAUCCAGCACCUCCGCCGGCUCCAGCCCCGCUUCUUCCACCACCGCCACCGCCACCGCCUGCUCCACCCCGACCGCCGUCGCCGUCACCUUCAACGAGCGCGUGACCACCCAGUGGGGCCAGACGAUCAAGGUGGUCGGCGACGCGGCCGCGCUCGGCGGCUGGGACACCAGCAAGGCCGUGCCGCUCAGCGCCGCCGGCUACACCGCCAGCGACCCGCUGUGGUCGGGCACCGUCGACCUGCCCGCCGGCCUGGCCGUGCAGUACAAGUACAUCAACGUGGCGGCCGACGGGGGCGUCACGUGGGAGGCGGAUCCGAAUCAUUCGUUUACGGUGCCGGCUGCGUGCGGGACCACGGCGGUAACCAGGGAUGAUACCUGGCAGUAA